Musca vetustissima is the source of this 781-nucleotide messenger RNA. RefSeq names its product cytochrome c oxidase assembly factor 7 homolog (gene Coa7). Gene Ontology annotation, cellular component: mitochondrial intermembrane space. Gene Ontology annotation, molecular function: protein binding. The coding region runs from base 5 to 781 and encodes 258 amino acids. The transcript is spliced from 3 exons. Lineage: Eukaryota; Metazoa; Arthropoda; Insecta; Diptera; Muscidae. The record is from RefSeq and is a predicted model, not a curated record.
AAUCAUGGCCUACGAUCUGAAAAAGGAAUCCGAUGUCAAGGAAUAUAUCGACAAACUAGGAGUGGAGUACCGUUUCGGUUGUUAUUCCGAAAAGAAACCUGAAGUUUGUCAUUUACUGGGAGACUAUUUGGAAGGUAUCAAAAAAGAUUUCGAAAAAGCCUCCAAAGUAUAUAAAUCGACAUGUGACGAUUAUGGUUACGCAAAAUCCUGUUUCAAAUUCGGCAACUAUAGUUUCUUGGGUAAGGGCAAAAGCGGUAGCAAAGGAGAUCCAAAGGCGGCAUUUAGCUACUAUGAGAAGGGUUGCAACUUAAAUGAUUCCGAUUCCUGUCUGCAUUCUGGCCUUUUGUUGGUGUCCCGUUCGAUGCCAAAGGAAAUUGAUCGAGAUGUACAAAAGGGCUUGACUUACCUUACAAAGAGUUGCGAUAUGAACAAUGCGACAGCCUGUUUUUACUUGUCCGGAAUGCACAUCUCGGGUGUUCAAAGUAAACCAGAGGAAUACAAUCCUCAUGCACCUCCCGCGAGCCAGAAACCCGUUAAGGACAGUGACUACAUUGUACAAAAGGAUAUGAAAAAGGCAUUUGAGUUUGCGUACAAGGCUUGUGAACUACGCAAUAUGUACGCCUGUGCCAAUCUUAGUCAGAUGUAUGCUCGCGGUGAUGGCACAGAAAAGAACGAAAAGGAAGCUGAGAAGUACAAGAAACUUGCCAUCGAAAUGCAAGAAGAAAUCAAGAAGCAGCAACAGACUUUACAAUUCCAACAAGGCCUAAAGAAUCCCCAAUAA